AUGUCGCUCGACCCGCCGGCGUACCUGGUUACCAUCCAGGCCAACAUUCGCACCCGACCGAUAUCAUGGGAAGGUGCAAUGCGGGCAAAGACCAUCACCGAAACUGAUCUCCAGAAAAUCAAGUCAAUCGACAAGGUGCGCAAGGAAGAGAGGAAGAACAAGGUCGAAGGGGAUGUGCAGAGCUUCGUGUCGCUGCUGUUGGGUGGAAACGGAUCGCAGAGCAUCUUCGAGGCGGCAGCGAAACGCCAGGAUAUCGUGCAGUACAUGCUGGUGCUGACCGAGGAUCUGAUAAAUGAUAUUCCCACUCUGACAGAAGCCCUUGUCCAGCACGCCACGCCGUUCAAGCCCUUCCUGCCACUGCUCAAAGCUGGCUCGAAUGCUGAGGACACGAUACCCUUGCUCACAUCCUCCGUCCUCUCCAAGUUCCUAUCCUACGCUCUUGUUCAUUCCACCAAGACCACCUCGCAGAUUGACGAAGCUCUGCCUCAACUAUAUAACUACCUCUCCGCGCUCGCUAAGAGCCAAGAUGCGGGUCUUCAGGACAUCGCUGUCCAGGAGUACUCCGCCGUACUGCGAAACAAGAAGUCGAGAGAACUGUUUUGGAAGCAGAGGAACGAGACACUCAAUCCAUUGAUGGACAUUCUUACCGCGGCAUCUGGCGCUAGCAAAGACCAGGACUCGUCUCUGCGAAGCGGCGCAGCGGGUAGCAUUCGCAGUGUACCGGAAGGCCUCACUGGUGGAGUCGGACUACAAUUGCUCUACCAUGUAUUGCUGGUUGUAUGGCAGCUCAGCUUUGAGGGGGAGCUGGUUGGCGAUGGGCUACAAGACGAACACGAUAUCGUCAUGCUAUAUACCCACCUCCUUCGCAUUUCGCCAAAAGAGAAGACCACGCGUCUGCUCCUAUCAACUCUCCUAAACCUCCUUACCUCGAACCGCCAAACUCUCCUCCCUGCCGCAGUCCUUGCCCGCUUACCAGCCCUCCUCUCGUCACUUAAAUCUCGCCACUUGACCGACGACGACGCGCUUGAGGAUCUCAAGUCCCUCAGUGAACUGCUUGAAGAGUACACCACCACGCAAACAACCUUCGACGAAUACGCUGCCGAGAUCCGGUCCGGUCACCUGCGCUGGUCACCACCUCACCGCAAUCCAGACUUUUGGCGCGACAAUGCUCGCCGCAUCCUUGAAGAGAACAAGGGCGAAUUACCAAAGAAACUGGCCGAAAUCCUCUCCAAGCCAUGGGAAAAUGACAAGCAGGUACUAGCCAUCGGGUGCAAUGACGUCGCCGCUUUGGUGAAGGAGGUGCCUGAAAAGCGAUCCCAACUUGAGAGGCUAGGUCUGAAGGGCAGAGUGAUGGCGCUGAUGCAAGAGGCGGACGAGAGUGUGCGGUGGGAAAGCUUGAGGGCUGUUGGCGAGUGGCUACGCUACAGCUUCGAGUCGAAGGAUGUACCAAUGCGGUAA
Didymosphaeria variabile is the source of this 1458-nucleotide messenger RNA. RefSeq names its product H(+)-transporting V1 sector ATPase subunit H (gene VMA13). The record is from RefSeq and is a predicted model, not a curated record. The transcript is spliced from 3 exons. Gene Ontology annotation, cellular component: vacuolar proton-transporting V-type ATPase, V1 domain; fungal-type vacuole membrane. Gene Ontology annotation, molecular function: proton-transporting ATPase activity, rotational mechanism. Bases 1 to 1458 code for a protein of 485 amino acids. Gene Ontology annotation, biological process: proton transmembrane transport. Lineage: Eukaryota; Fungi; Ascomycota; Dothideomycetes; Pleosporales; Didymosphaeriaceae.